This is a messenger RNA of Coregonus clupeaformis (lake whitefish), 3262 nucleotides long. Its product is annotated as magnesium transporter NIPA2. Gene Ontology annotation, biological process: magnesium ion transport. Gene Ontology annotation, molecular function: magnesium ion transmembrane transporter activity. The transcript is spliced from 6 exons. Gene Ontology annotation, cellular component: membrane. The record is from RefSeq and is a predicted model, not a curated record. Bases 1796 to 2896 code for a protein of 366 amino acids. NCBI's taxonomy places the organism in Eukaryota, Metazoa, Chordata, Actinopteri, Salmoniformes, Salmonidae.
UGUAUACCCCCAUUUAUUAAUUGUACUGCACAAGUGUCCAAGAAGCUGGACAUCAUUGUAUCUGCAGCCGAUAAGUUUUUGGGCCUCCGAGACUUCACAGCAGAAGCACUGCAAGGACUACUGUCGCCAGGAAAUGUCCCGCCAACACAGGAUCCUUUUGAGCCUGCGUAUGGACCUGAUUAAAACAGAAAAGCAGGCUGAUAUAGUUUAAUUAACAUCUCGUUACUGAUAGUUUGUAUGGAAUUGUAUUUUUUAUUUUUGACCCAGCAUUUUUCAUUUUUUGAUCCUUAUUAUACACCUGUAAAGUAGGUGGCGGAAUGCACAUAUAAUUGUUGCGAACGCCAUUAUACCAAAGAAGAAGAAGAAGCGGCAACAGCAGCUUCGGACGUCAUUGAAGACGUGAUAAUGUAACUUUGAAACGAACGACAUUGUGUCGGAUCAGAAAUGCCACAGAGCAUUCUGGAACUUUCUGGUAGCUUACUGGAACUUUCUCUGGUAGCUUACAGGAACUUUCUCUGGUAGCUGGUGCUUUGGAAACAGCAUCGGUGCUCCGGUAUCAAUCUCCCAUCACUAGUAACGACCCGUGUGGUUGCGUCAACCUUGCCGUCAAGUUGGGUCGUAACCAAAAUGUCAAGAGAGCUAGCUAACUAUGUGAUAAAUAUCUAGUUCACUUGCUAAUUACCACCAUCUUAUUGGGCAAACCAGGGAUCUUUUGCCAGGUAUUUCGCAUGGAAACAUACCGAGGAUAUUCAUGUUUACGAUAGGAUGCCAGCUAUCGUUUCCAAAUAACGUCAGCUAGCUGGUACAGCUAUCAACCGAUUUAGCCAACAUUUGCCCUUUACGCUAACAAUCAAGCUAGCUAGGGUCGUUCUGAAGUAGACAACAAGAAGGUUGAACCUUUAGCUCAAUAAAAUGAUAACUAGCUAGAUAUGCUAACGUUAGUUAGUAAACUGAAAAUGAUGCUAGGAAAUUGAAGGUAAUAAUACUGUCUUUUGUAAUAACUUAGCAUUUCGCUACACCCGCAAUAACAUCUGCUAAAUAUGUGUAUGUGACCAAUAAAAUUCGGUCUUCUUUAUUUUUAUUCGAUUUUAAUUAACGUUAGUUAGCUAGUUAACGUUAGCAAUAGCCAUGCCAGUAAAAGUUAGCUUAACGUUAGUUAGCUAUCAUAUGAAAACAAGUCUCCUCAUGCAGCGCCUCACAAAUCAGAUCAUGUUGUUUUCAUCGUGCAGGGUUGAAUGACAACUGGUAUUCAUGAUGCCAACAUUUGCAUUACGUUUUAUUAUGGAUUCUGAUACUUUUCCAGUGAGAAACUUUGAGCUCAUCUUUCUACGAGUUUCCAAGUAAGAAAUGUCCGACUUGUGUUGAAUGCGGAAAAUCUGCAAUCUUAAGUGACUUCCAUAAUUCUUGACUCAUUGAAUUUACAUGAGUACAGGUUCGCUGAAGUGACAGAUAGGGUUGGUCCACGUAAUCUUUGCAUACGGAUUGUCAAUGUGCCAUUUCUAUAAUGGAACCAACUAUUUUGAAUCAGGGUUGUUCACUCUGUGAUGUAACUUGUCAAAAUGGUAAGGUCGCCUAACUGGGAGGACGAUGAUUUUACAAUUGAAUUAAUAACAUUAACAGUUGUAAACUUGAGGUAUAUUGAGUUCCUAGGUACAUGUUAGGUACAUUGAUGUAUGAGAGUCUUGUUUUUCUUUCUGAAGGUACUUGGGUUGGUGACAACUGCUCAGCUGGGUAGGAACUCCUGUGUGUGGUGGUCAAUGUAACAGACAGUACGAACAACUCAUCCAGCAUCGCCAUGGGCCAGGACAGAGGGAAGUAUGAUUUCUACAUCGGCCUGGGACUAGCCAUCAGCUCCAGCAUCUUCAUAGGAGGAAGCUUCAUCCUCAAGAAGAAAGGACUACUCCGCCUGGCCAGGAAGGGACAGUGCAGAGCAGGCCAGGGUGGACAUGCAUAUCUUAAAGAAUGGCUCUGGUGGGCUGGUUUAUUAUCAAUGGCGGCUGGAGAAGGGGCGAACUUCGCAGCGUAUGCCUUUGCUCCUGCUACGCUCGUCACCCCUCUGGGGGCCCUCAGUGUGCUGGUCAGUGCGGUGCUGUCGUCGUACUUCCUGACAGAGAGUCUGAAUCUCCAUGGGAAGCUGGGCUGUCUGCUCAGUAUCCUGGGCUCCACUACCAUGGUGAUCCACGCCCCUCAGGAGGAAGACAUCAGCACCCUGGACCACAUGGCCGGGAAACUGGUCCACCCAGGUUUCCUGGUGUUUGCCACCUUCGUCAUCAUCGUAGCGCUCAUCUUCAUCUUGGUGGUGGGCCCUCGGCACGGCCAGACCAACAUCAUGGUAUAUAUAACCAUCUGCUCUGUGAUAGGAGCUCUGUCUGUGUCGUGUGUGAAGGGGUUGGGCAUCGCCAUCAAAGAGGCCAUAGCUGGGAGGCCCGUGGUGGGGAACCCUUUAGCCUGGGUGUUACUGCUAGGGCUGGUGGCCUGCGUCUCCACCCAGAUCAACUACCUGAACAAGGCUCUGGAUAUCUUCAACACCUCCCUGGUCACGCCCAUCUACUACGUGUUCUUCACCACCUCGGUCCUCUCCUGCUCUGCGAUCCUCUUCAGGGAGUGGGGGCACAUGGCUAGUGCUGACGUCAUCGGGACUCUGAGUGGCUUCCUGACCAUUAUAGUUGGUAUCUUUCUGCUCCAUGCCUUCAAGGACCUCAGUGUGAGCCUGUCCACGCUGGCUGUGUCCAUCAGGAAGGACGAGAGGCCCGGGCCGGCAGCUAACGGAGUGGCAACACACGGCACCUACGAACUGCUGCACAAUGACUUCACAGAGAUGGACCUGGAGGAGAGGGAGGUCGGCCUGCCGUUUGACAGCCUGUCCAGGAGGAAUGGAGCGAUGACAGCCUCUUAGAGGAACUAGCUAGCUCUCUGGUAUAGUUCUACUGACUAGGACCAUUACGCUGGUGUGGCCGUUUUGUUGCGUUUGUUUGGAAACCUUAAGACAAUCGACUCUAGGGAAAAACCUGUGACUUGGAUGGACCAACUGAUUGUACUUAGUUUAGAUUUGCCUUCUGUUUCUCUGAAUAGCUGACUACAUGGUAGGACCGAGCUUCAUCUCAUCCCCGUGGAGCUGUCAAUAUUCUACUACACAUUUACCUCUUUACACUUUCUGUACAGAUCUGUUUAAACAUGCACUGAGUUUCUUUCUACAAAUCAACAGCUUUGUUUUUGUAAUAUAUCCUAUUUCAACCCCUGUGGAGAUCCCAGGUCUUUGUCG